Molecule: messenger RNA, 1299 nt
Organism: Odobenus rosmarus divergens (Pacific walrus)
Lineage: Eukaryota; Metazoa; Chordata; Mammalia; Carnivora; Odobenidae
Gene: SRD5A1
Product: steroid-5-alpha-reductase, alpha polypeptide 1 (3-oxo-5 alpha-steroid delta 4-dehydrogenase alpha 1)
Exons: 5
Coding region: 1-768 (255 amino acids)
Biological process (GO): steroid biosynthetic process
Cellular component (GO): membrane
Molecular function (GO): 3-oxo-5-alpha-steroid 4-dehydrogenase activity
Source: RefSeq, a predicted model, not a curated record
AUGGAGCCGGUCGAGAGGUUCCAGCUGGACGCGCUCGCCUACCUGCAGUGCGCCCUGGGCCUCCUGGGCUCCGUGGUGCUCAGGCGGAUGGACUCGGCCUACGGGCGCUACGCGUCGCCGGGCCCCGCCUUUCGGGUGCCCGCGCGGGCCGCCUGGGCGCUGCAGGAGCUGCCCUCGCUGGCUGUGCCGCUGGGCGUGUGCGCCGGCACGGCGGCGGAGCGCCUCCGCCGCGCGCCCAACCGCAUCCUCCUGGCCAUGUUCCUCGUCCACUACGCGCAACGGUCCUUGAUUUUCCCAUUUCUGAUCCGAGGAGGAAAGCCCAUGCCCUUGUAUACAUUUGUAUUGGCAUUCAUGUUCUGUAUCUAUAAUGGCUACUUGCAAAGCAGAUACUUGAGCCAGUAUGCUGUGUAUGCCGACGACUGGGUCACGGAUCCCCGAUUUCUAGUAGGUUUCUGCUUGUGGUUAAUAGGCAUGCUGAUAAACAUCCAUUCAGACCAUAUCCUGAGGAAUCUCCGGAAACCAGGGGAGACUGGAUAUAAGAUACCAAGGGGAGGCUUGUUUGAAUACGUGACGGCAGCCAACUACUUCGGGGAGGUGGUUGAGUGGUGCGGCUACAGCCUGGCCGGCUGGUCCCUCCAAGGCGGGGCCUUCGCCCUCUUCACCUUCUGCAUCUUAUUCACCCGGGCCCAGCAGCAUCACCAGUGGUACCUUGAAAAAUUUGAAGAUUAUCCAAAGUUCAGAAAAAUUAUAAUCCCAUUUUUGUUUUAAGUCCAUUGUCAAUGGAAUCAUCUUGGACUUGAAGCAUUUCAUGAUUAUAUAAAUGAAUUAUGUCUCUGCCAUUUUCCUGCUACUUCAUCUUUUUCAAGAUUUGCUGUAGGAAUUUUUUCCUAUGAAUUUGUAAGCUACCUAAUAGCAAACUAAUCAGACUGAAAUGCAGGUUGACGGAUUGGGCUGCAUACUGGGUCAAGAAUCGGGAACUCUGGGUCAUUCCAGCUGACCGUUUCUCUGCUUUUGGAGUCUCCUGUUUUGACUACGUACAGCUAAGUGUGCACAAGACCAGAAUGACAAGCCAUCUCUGGUGGCCUCUGUGGGCUGAAACACAUCCCUGCCCCUCACAACCCAUUCCAGCCAUCAGUCCAAGGCCAAAGGCCAUGUUCCUCCCUCCCCUGAUAAAGGCAGAACCGCCUCUCUGGUUCCUUUCAUCCUGCUGGGUCAGAGGCCAGGGGCACCCACAGCGUGGCCACAGCCCCAGGGGAAUGCCUGGGCUCUCACUGUGGGUGUUGUGGGGCAGAGACCUUG